AUGGUGGAAACACAAGUCGCUCCACCAGCUUUAAACCCCAAACCGACGACAACGGAGACCACCACCAUUACGGCGGUGGGCGAAGCGGAACCAAUUGCUACGUCGACCGAAGAUCAUUACGACCCAUCCGUCCGGAUAUUGCACAUACCGAAACAGACGGACGGGUCCUGCGGAUUUCAUCUAACCCGCAGCAAAUGGGAUCCGUAUCCUUGGGUGAGCGGUGUGGAUGCAGACUCACCGGCCGAGGUGACCGGGUUGAAGGUUGGCGACUGCGUUUUGGAGGUUAACAACGAAGAUGUCCUUGGAAUGCGCAUCGCCGAGGUGGCCGGUAUGGUCCGCUCCAAGGCGGACAUUGUGACACUGCUGCUGUGGAGCACCGGGAUGGAACCGGCCUGCAAUCCGGAAUCGUUGUGCUGCGGCCCGAUGCCGAUCAAUCUCGAACGUCUCACGGCGAGCAUGCAGACGAUCGUGGCCGCACUCGAGUGUCCCGUCUGCUUCGACACAAUCCCACCGCCCGUGUUUCAGUGCCAGAACGGACAUCUGGUGUGCUCUCGGUGCCGAGUGCGUGCGGAACGCUGUGCCAUCUGUCGCGAACGUUACACGAUCGGUCGUUCCUUGCUGGCGGAGCAGGUCUACCAAUCCAUCACGGAGGCGUUUAAUCUGCGCGAAGGCACGGAUGGCAAGCUGCGCGAACGGCUGUUCGGUGCACGGUGUACCCGUCAACCGAAGCGGGCCACAUCGUGCGACAGAAAGAAAAGCCCGUACGGUAGUGACAGCCAUCUGGUGGCCACGGGACGGCCAAUACACUCGCACACGCACAAGUUCCUCGCACGCAUCAUGGGCAAGGCCAGCUCGGUAGAUAACCUCAGCAAGCACCACAGCCAAAACAGCCAGCCACCGGAUGUGGUGGGCGAUCUGCAAGGUUCGAAGGCCAAGUCGUUGUCGCUGUCAUCGAGCGAAAUAUUCAAGCGCGAUAACUCUGUGUCGGUGUUACGUUGUCCGUCGGCGAACCGUUUGGCACCGGAGCUGUCCGGUUCGUACAACAGUCUUACCAUCCGUCGACCGACCUCGUCGAUGUCGUGCAAUGUUUCGGUGGAAAGUUUGAGCAGCAUUCCGGAGAAUGGUAUCCAUCUGACCGUUCCGGUGCGUCCGGCACAGAUGUCAUAUCAUUGCCCUUGUGGCGAAUACUGUAGUGACUUAAUUGCCGCGCCAGAACUACAAGAACAUGUGACCGUGCAUCAUCGGACGCCAGUCAUAUCGUUCGGUACGGCCUCGGCCGAAAUAUCUCUCCCACCGAGAACACCCGUCGAUAAUGCUUGUCUGCUGUUGUUGCUGGAUGGACAUAAAUUUUGGUUAAAGCUAAUCUCCGACACAAGCACCGUUGGUGACAUCUUUCUGUCCGCUUUGCUGGAGGGCAGUUCGGAACAAAGCAAAAACUAUGCGCUGGAGGUUAUUAUCCGUAAGGAAGGGUUCGACCAUAUCCUUGGCAAGGAGCUCAUCUCCCGUUCCGAGGUGUACUCGAUGGCAGAUAAAUCGUGGAACGAUCUGGUAAAUACGAAGUCGGGCGUCUUCUAUACGGGCGUUUGCAUUCGGGCUACCUUUAGCCCUGAUACGGAGAUCUUGCUCAAAGCGUCCAUCAAACGGAUUGCAGAUCUUUGA
This is a messenger RNA of Anopheles marshallii, 1659 nucleotides long. RefSeq lists its product as uncharacterized. The record is from RefSeq and is a predicted model, not a curated record. The transcript is spliced from 6 exons. Gene Ontology annotation, molecular function: ubiquitin protein ligase activity; ubiquitin conjugating enzyme binding. NCBI's taxonomy places the organism in Eukaryota, Metazoa, Arthropoda, Insecta, Diptera, Culicidae. Gene Ontology annotation, biological process: proteasome-mediated ubiquitin-dependent protein catabolic process; multicellular organism development. Gene Ontology annotation, cellular component: cytoplasm. Bases 1 to 1659 code for a protein of 552 amino acids.